AUGAUUUUUAGCCCACAAACAUUACUACUUCUGUCAUUGGCAGGCAGUGCUUAUGGCGCGCCACAAAUGAAGUAUGCCGGGAAUCAAGGCCCGAUCGCCGGCGUCACACCCCCCAUCGCUAGCGUCCAGGCUCCGAUGGGCAACCUUCGCGGCGACAGCAGUCUUCUUGGCGGCAACGCCAAGAUCCCAGACGUGACCACGGACAGCGCCGACGUCAAGAAUCCCACCUUGGUCAACGGCCAGGCCGCCGACGCGGACGAGGGCCUAUACCUUGACUUCAACAGCGUAGAUAAGCCGGAGCCCUAUCGCGGCAGCAAGGGGUCGAGCGCCGACGGCCCUCGCACGUUUGAGUACGAGAAGCUCAAUCCCGAUCUCUUCGCGCCGCCCGGCACCGAUGCCGGCAGCGUCCCCAACGCCAUGUGGCCGCUGGGCCUGUCGCACAACCGCUUCGGCACGGGCGAGAAGUCGGGCUGGGCGCGCCAGCAAAACAGCGACGUGCUGCCCAGCGCCAGCGCCAUGGCGGGUGUCGACAUGAAGCUAGGGCCCAACGCGUACCGCGAGCUGCACUGGCACACGGCGGCCGAGUGGGCGCUGGUCCUCAAGGGCUGCGUGCGCAUCGCCGCCAUCAACGACGAGUCGCAGACGUUCACCGACGACCUGUGCGAGGGCGACGUGUGGUUCUUCCCCGCCGGCGUGCCGCAUUCGAUCCAGGCAUUCGACCAGGGCGUCGAGUUCCUGCUCGUCUUUGACCAGGGCGACUUUGACGAGAACGGCACCUUUUUGGUGUCGGAAAUGUUUGCGCGCACGCCCAAGUCCGUCCUGGCCAAGAACUUUGACGCGCCCGUCGACGCCUUCAAGGACAUCCCCCAGAAGGAGCUGUACAUCUUCAACGGCACGCCGCAGCCCAAGGACAUUCAGAAGCAAAACGUCACAGGCGCGGCGGGCGCCAUCCCUCCGGCCAACGCCUACACCUACCACUGGUCGCAGCAGAAGCCGUUCGAGGCCCCCGGCGGCACGGUGAAGAUCCUGGACCCCACCACGUUCCCCAUCGCGGCCAAGUUCUCGGUCGCUCUCGUCACCGUGCGGCCAGGCGCCAUGCGCGAGAUGCACUGGCACACGUCGUCGGACGAGUGGGACUACUUCCUCCAGGGCUCCGGCCGCGCCACUAUCUACAAGGCCCCCGACGCAGGCCGCACGUUUGACUUUACGGCGGGCGACGUGGGCUACAUCCCGAAAGCCGACGCGCACUAUGUCGAGAACACGGGCACCGAAGACCUCGUCUUCCUCGAGGUGCUGCAGGCACCCAAGUUUACCGACAUUUCCGUCGCGCAGUGGCUCGCGCUCACGCCGAAGCAAACUGUCAAGGAUCACCUGAACCUGCCCGACUCGCUCCUGGACAAUAUCCCCAGGGAGAAGACCAUCCUUAAGCAGGGCAAUACCAACAUGACUGCCCCCAUUAAUUAG
Akanthomyces muscarius is the source of this 1464-nucleotide messenger RNA. RefSeq lists its product as uncharacterized. Bases 1 to 1464 code for a protein of 487 amino acids. The record is from RefSeq and is a predicted model, not a curated record. NCBI's taxonomy places the organism in Eukaryota, Fungi, Ascomycota, Sordariomycetes, Hypocreales, Cordycipitaceae. Gene Ontology annotation, biological process: oxalate metabolic process. The transcript is spliced from 2 exons.